AAGUUAAGUUGUUAUAAGACUGCUACAAUGGCAUUCUUCCAAAUCUCCUUUCCUCUCCUCUUCAAAUUUCCAUGGAAAACAACAUCGCCACCAAACAGGCAAAUCUGCCUUCAAAUUACGUGACUCUGGCUCAGCUCCAAGAACGGUGGAUAAAAGAACAGCAGAGGAAACAAAAGGAGAAAGAACAGCAAGAGGAACACGACCACAAGAAGCUUCACAACGAAGUAGCAGAGCCAGGGCACCUGUCACCUUUAGUGUCUGUGUCUGUCUCUCCUCCAUCAAUUCAAAGAAAUUCCAACCGGAAAUCUCAUCGCUGGAAUUUAGUUGGCACAAAUGUCGAGGAAUCGAAGGCUGUGUCGAUUGCUGUUCUUGAAGAAAACGUGGAUGAGAAGAGAGAAGAAAUGAAAACGAAGAAGAGGAGCAAAUGGAAUGAGAGGAAGGAGAAGAAGAAAGGAGAAGCCAGGGCACAAGAGGAGGAGGGGGAGGUGACGGGGAAUUUAAUUGGCACAAAUGUCGAGGAAUCGAAGGCUGUGUCGGUUGCUGUUCUUGAAGAAAAUGUGAAUGACAAGAGAGAAGAAAUGAAAACGAAGAAGAAGAGCAAGGGGAAUGGAAGGAAGGAGAAGAAGAAAGGAGAAGCCAGGGCACAAGAGGAGGAGGGGGAGGGGGAGGUGAGGAGGAAUUUAAUUGGCACAAAUGUCGAGGAAUCGAAGGCUUUGUCGGUUGCUGUUCUUGAAGAAAAUGUGAAUGAUAAGAGAGAAGAAAUGAAAACGAAGAAGAAGAGCAAGGGGAAUGGAAGGAAGGAGAAGAAGAAAGGAGAGGCCAGGGAAAAAGAGGAGGGGGGGUUGACGGGGAGUGGGGCGCAAGCGCUGCUAGUGAAAAGUGAGAAGAAUAAUGUUGGAUGUGAGCGAAAGAGGGAAAUGCGGGUGGAGUACAGGGCAAAGGCUGAAAAAGCGGCGGAGGAGAAUAAUCAGACGGUGGAGAUUGAGAAAGAAAUCGGGGAUCUUUCAGUUGAGAGAGAGAGUGAAAAAUCAAAGACGCCAAAUAAGGUUAUUAAUGGUAGAAUUAGUAAUAGAGAGUCUAAAGACUACAAUGGCUAUGCUAAUAGAGGUCAUUGGAAUUACAGAGGUUAUGAUGAUGGUGGUUAUCGUGGUAAUGGGCAGUAUAGGGGAGGUUAUGGUAGGUUUAAUGGAGAAAAUGGGCGGUAUGCAGGAGGGCAUGGGAGUGGAUAUGGACAGUGGAAGGAGAGACAUAAUGCAAAGGUUUGGAUGAAGAAAGAAGAGGUUGGUGAUGGUGGUGAUAUGGCUAGGAAUCAAAGCUCGAGUGUUUCUUCGAAGGAAUUGGAGUAAUUGGAUUGAGAUCGUGAAUGUUUGAGAGUUGGCUAUCGUUAAGCUAGUUGAUUGCUGGGUUUGGGAAUUGGUCUUAUACGGGGCAGUGGAAACAUUGAAGCUGUGAUGCUGUAGAGCCUGUAGUGAAGGAAUGGCAUAUCGGAUACUUUAUUAUAAAGUUCGAAUUGUGUGAAAAUUAUAUGGAACAAUGAGGGGUAGUUUGAUAAAAAAAUAUUAAGGGAUAUGAUGUUUUGAAGAUAUAGAUAGUUUACUUUGUCUUAGGAAUGAUUAUAUAUGUGACUUGUUUAAGGUUCCAAGUGCUUUUCUGAGUUCCUCGUCGCAGAAAAUGUUGUCUGUGACAAAGGGAUAAAUCAUAAACAUGUUUCACUUUAGUAUUAUUAACAUUUUCCAACAAUAGAAUUUGUGCUUUCUGAUA
Molecule: messenger RNA, 1761 nt
Organism: Populus trichocarpa (black cottonwood)
Lineage: Eukaryota; Viridiplantae; Streptophyta; Magnoliopsida; Malpighiales; Salicaceae
Exons: 3
Coding region: 72-1346 (424 amino acids)
Source: RefSeq, a predicted model, not a curated record